Messenger RNA from Colletotrichum phormii, 1986 nucleotides. RefSeq lists its product as uncharacterized. The transcript has a single exon. The record is from RefSeq and is a predicted model, not a curated record. Bases 1 to 1986 code for a protein of 661 amino acids. Lineage: Eukaryota; Fungi; Ascomycota; Sordariomycetes; Glomerellales; Glomerellaceae.
AUGGAUCGCUUUUCUGAAGAGAACAAGUAUAGCGACAUCGUCGCCUUCAAGAGGAAGAUGAUCAAACGUAUCCCACCGACCGUCUCGGAUACUUACCGCGCCACACUCAUCAAGACAAUCAAUCUCUUGAUUGACACGCCCGACCCUGUCAACUGCACUCUCUAUUGGAAGGUCAACGCCGAAUAUGUCUCCAACGUUGAGCCUCCCUCCCACUUCGUCAUUGCACUCUGUCUCGCCACAGAUUCGCUCGCCCUCGAGGGUCAAGCCCUUGAAUUCCAGAAGGAGUUCUAUGCCAAGAAUGCCGAUGUGGCUCACCACUUGAAUGACUGGACUAUCCAGGGCCUCAUCAAUCAUCACAACAAGAAAAUCCUCUCGGGAGACCUCGCUGGCAAUUAUGUCCCCAACGUUGACGGCACUCCUUGGAACCCAGAGGCCAUCGUUGUCAGUCACCCCGACCUCAAGCGCUCAGCCUCUGCCGUUGAGGAUAUGGAGGCUGGCCCAUCGUCCAAGAGAGGUCACUUGGCCCAGGAGGCAUCCACGCCGAUCCCCUUCUUCGAGAACAAGGACACUCCCCGUCUCAACUUCCUCGCCAAGGCAGAAGAGGUCCCCAAGGACUUGCGCCCCAUCAUCCCUCUCAUGCCUGAAGCCCCCAGAAGCCCGUCCAUUGACAGACCUCUGUGCCUUCCCCUUCUUCGCGAACGCCAAUCCUCGCCCGACAUCUUCGCCGACAUCAUCCCGGGUAUGAAAGUGGACGAGGAGCACCGCCUCGACAAUGGUUCUCUCUUCAAUAACCCAGCCAGAGGACCCGUGGCGCCUAUGCCGGGUAUGAAAGAGGGCGACGAGCAUCUCGGCAACGGCUCUUUCUCCAACAACCUAGCCAGAUUCCCUCUUGCGGACUAUCACAACCCGUUCAGCUCUGCUCGCGAGCCAUCCACCUUCCUUUCCAACGACGACUACGGCAACGACAACCUUGGCAACGACUAUGGCAUUGCCUCGGCUGGCUAUAACCCUGGCGGCUCUUCUGGCUUCCCUAGAAGCCUGGGGGACCCCCUGAUUGUCAACCACUCGGCUGGCUACAACCCUGGCGGCUCUUUUGGCUUCUCCGACAGCCUGGGGGACUCCCUGCCUGUCGACCCGUCUGGUGGCUCCUCCUACAACGACAACGGCCCCGUCGCCUGGUCUAACGCCGCCCCUGAGGCUCCCAUGACCAUCUACAGUGCUCCCCCCACUGCCAGUCUGCCGAUCGACGCUCCCAUUGCCGGCUCCAUUCCCGCGCCCUCGGUUGUCGUCCAGGACUCCGAUGUCAAUGAGAGCGCUUCUCAGGACUCUGCUCUUCAAGCCUCCGCUGAUGCUUCUAUCCCUACCGCCGACAUCCCCAGCAACGAGGUCGACAAUCCCUGGAUCGCAGCCGAGCAAGCCUCCGCCACGAGAACCGCCCGCCUCGUCACCCGCAUCGCCCAAAAGCACACCGAGGCUGAAGACAAGAUCAAACAUGCCAACGCCCUCCGCAACGAACACGCCGCCAUGGUCAAGCCUCUGCCCCUCAUCACCAACGGGCCCCGCGGCGCCUACGUCACCGCCGCCGACGGCGACGCUCUUUGCAACUUCGUCAUGAAGGCCCACGACUACGAGGCCCGCGCGCAGAAGCACAACGGCGAGGCGAUGCAGGCCAUGUUCGAGGCUUCCCGUCUCGAGAAGGAGCGCUACGACGAGUGUGUCGAUGCUGGGAACAAGCGCGUUGAGCGUAUCCAGUCGCUUGUCUCCAAGAUUGCUGGGGUUGCUAGGGACGCGCAGGGCGUUAUGCUUGGUGCCCGCCCUGGCCAGGGACCUGAGAUUCCCGGUGCGGUCAAGGAUAUUGGAGAUGUUAUGGAUAGAGUGGCGCAGCUUCAGCAGGCUGCGGACUUUCAGGUCCAGCAGGUCCAGAUGCUGAAGGGGGAGUUUCAGCAGUAUCGGGAGUAUCGGGAGUUUAUGCGGCAGUUGGAGUAG